CCCUAGCCUACAUUUUCCCCUCCCGGUUUCGACCAAACUAGCCGUCUUCGCGUACACCCUCGCUUUUCUCCCUCCCCUUCUCGGUGGUUUCGCUUAAAACCAUCGCCUUCGUGAACGAUCCUUCAGGAUACAGUCGCCAUUAGAGCUACCUGGGAAGUCAACGACGGGAUCGCGGCUUACGUAGACCACCGAAACUUCCAUCUUUCUCAUCCUUCCGCUCCUACCAGAAACCAUUGAGGAAGGAAGGUUUCGCAUGCUCUAUAAACUACGGCAUCGUGGGCUGAAAACCUAACCAAAGGAAAAAUUGCAGCAGGAGGAUCACUGUGCAGAAGAACAAUAUAGCCGACGGCAAUGACGUUCAAGCGCAGAAAUGGUGGCCGCAACAAGCACGGCCGCGGCCACGUCAACUUUAUUCGCUGUUCCAACUGUGGAAAAUGCUGCCCCAAGGAUAAAGCUAUCAAGAGGUUUCUGGUGAGGAAUAUCGUGGAGCAAGCUGCGGUGAGGGAUGUGCAGGAGGCCUGUGUCUAUGAAAAUUAUACCCUUCCAAAGCUCUAUGCUAAGGUCCAGUACUGUGUUUCCUGCGCUAUUCACUCUCAUGUUGUAAGGGUUAGAUCCCGCACUGCCAGGAGGGUUCGCGAGCCUCCACAACGGUUCAGGCGCAGGGUAUUUGAUCUCUCAUUUGAUAUUUCAGAUUACUUUUGCUGA
Molecule: messenger RNA, 705 nt
Organism: Phalaenopsis equestris
Lineage: Eukaryota; Viridiplantae; Streptophyta; Magnoliopsida; Asparagales; Orchidaceae
Product: 40S ribosomal protein S26-1-like
Exons: 5
Coding region: 352-705 (117 amino acids)
Biological process (GO): translation
Cellular component (GO): cytosolic small ribosomal subunit; ribosome
Molecular function (GO): structural constituent of ribosome; mRNA binding
Source: RefSeq, a predicted model, not a curated record